This is a messenger RNA of Oreochromis niloticus (Nile tilapia), 3333 nucleotides long. RefSeq names its product poly(ADP-ribose) polymerase family member 10 (gene parp10). Lineage: Eukaryota; Metazoa; Chordata; Actinopteri; Cichliformes; Cichlidae. The transcript has 10 exons. The record is from RefSeq and is a predicted model, not a curated record. Gene Ontology annotation, molecular function: RNA binding. Bases 148 to 3093 code for a protein of 981 amino acids.
UCAACUCUCACAGUUGUGUUGGCCCUUUAAUACGGCAGAGCUGAUGACGCCACCCGACGUUCAACAAGCAGCACAACAAGGAAGUCUUCAGAGUCCACAGUUCAACUCUUCUGGCUUUGAGAGCAAAUGUUGUCCUUGUAGAACAGGAUGCCUGGUGAAAGAGUGGAGGAGAGGACGUUGGAGGUGUCGGAGGUGCCUGAAGGAGUAGAUGAGGAGCUUUUGUCUUUGUAUUUUGAGAACAAGCGGCGCUCUGGUGGAGGUCCACUUGUAUCUGUGGUGAAGAACGGCGACCGCGCUACAGUCGUGUUUGAAGAUGCAGCAGCUGCAGCCCGAGUGCUGUCUAAAGGGCACCACGUUCUGCAUAAUGCUGAGCUGAGUGUGAGAAAGCCUGCCUCAAAGGACUCAUGCAGACUCCUGCUGCGGGGGAUCAACCCCAACACUGAUACAGAGAUGAUAGAGCUCUACGUGGAGAACACAAUGGGACUGGAAGACUACAACCUGUUUGCCUCACCGGGGAGAGAUUUGAUCCUCAUUCAAUUCCGCGAACCGCUCGCAACAGAUUUCCAAACACUUAACACACAAAUCUCUAAGAGGACACUUGAUGGGGCUCAAGUAACCGUGGAACAGGUUGAACAACCCGACUCAAUCUUAGUGGAGAAUUUGCACCCUGGAACCACUCCGGACCAUGUCACUUUGUACUUUGAGAGCAGUCGUGGCGGGAACCAGGACGUGAAGGAGGUCAUCGUCCUGUCAGAGAGUACAGCAAAGGUGUCCUUCUGUAACUAUGAAUCUGUGGAUGCUGUCCUGGCUCUCUCACACAAACUUGAGGGUGCUGAGCUCUCAGUGAAGCCCUACUUCAAUUUUCUUGUACCUGUAGAAAGUAAAACAUCGCAAGAAGUUGAGACAAGCCAAGACACAACUGAGAACUCUGAGGAGGUGAAUGAUAUUGAGAUGCAGACGAGUCCUCCCACGGCAGCCAGUUCCAGCAAUCACCCCCUGAGUGAAAUGGCUUUGGAGCCCGUUGCUGCUCCACCUCCUCUACCAACAGAGGUAGAGGAGGUGGAGGUGGAGGUAGAGGAGGUGGAGGAGGUGAAAGAAGAGGAGGCAGAGGAAGUCAUGGAGGAUCAAAGUGAUGAUUCAGAUACAAUAACAUGUCAUAUUGCUCUCACAGACCCAGGGAAACAUGCUUUGUUUCAGCAUAGUACCAUUCAAAAGGACAUCAAGAACACUAACCCAAAUGUUAUUAUCCAAACUAAAGACGAUGGUGUUUACGUUGAAGGACCUGAUAGAGCACAGGCAGAGCAGGUUAAACAAACCAUCAUGGACUUUCUCUGUAACAUAGCAGAGGCUCAUUUCACCCUUGAGCUGGAAAAGGCUCAAUUUCUUGCCAGAAAAGAUGUAAAGGAACGGCUUCUGCAAGCCAUGACACAAAGUAGCUCCUCUACUCUGUACACCGUAUCAGACUCUAAUAUUACCGUAACGUCUCUAACCCAGGACUCGGCCAAAAAGGCGUGCAGCUUUUUAAAAUCCCAAGUGUGUUACUUCAGCAUGCCGGUGGACCAGGAAAAUGAGUGCAUGCUGUAUUGCAGAGAGUGGUCAGAGUUCCUGCAGACUCUGAGUUUCUGCUCGGUAAAGGUGUCAGAACGAGGAGGAAAUAUUGAUGUUUGGACUCUGACGGGGAUGGAGAAUGAGAAGCAGGCCGCCAUCAUGCAGUUUCUGACUACACCCAUUGAAAGGGAGACGGUCAUCUCUAUGGAGCCGGGCAUGCUGAAGUACAUUCAGAUCCACUGUCAUCAGCUCUUGGCUGACAUGGACCAAGUGUCUAUUUUUCCACUAGAGGCCGAGGAUAAUUGUGGGUUAAAGAUCCACGGGCACGUUGUUGCUUGCCAAAUGGCAGAGGAGGUGCUGCAAGGUGUAGUUUCUUCAAUCUGCACCAGAACCAUCACAGUAAACACUCCAGGAGUGGCCCGGUUUUUAGGUGAAAAGGAGUGUCAGAGCAUUCUGAAUGAGAUGGAGGCAAAGUUUUGUGUCCACAUCAGCCCCAAAUAUGUGCCCUGGAAGCCCCUGCCACACCAGGACAUCUUUGAAGCUGCGUGGCAGAUGAUGUUUCACAAAAACUUCCAGAAAAUGUCUACGCAGGAGUUGAAGUCAGCUUCAAUGCAAAUUGAUGCUUCAAAUGGAGGUCUUUUAGAGGAGGCGAAGAAAAUCGUCUCGGCUAUCGAUGAGAGACUGGUGCAAGGUGUGCCCACUUCAGACCAGCAGGAAAACAUGGAUAACGUAGACCUGUACACGGCGUCAGAUGACCCAAGCAGUCUGAUGGACCAGGACUCUGAUGUGACAGAUGCUGACUCAGCUCAGAACACUGCAAGCGGCUUAUUCUUCAAUAAUGGAGCUCUGGGCCAUUCUAGCAAUCUGGAGGAAGAGGCCCAGCUGUCUUUAGCUAUCCAGUACUCCAUGGAGUCGAGCCACUGGACCCCGGAGGACGAAGAGGAGCAGCUGCAGAAAGCCCUGGAGUUGUCCAGGAAUAUGAGCCAAAAAGAAAGCUCUUCUAAUGGGGCUGAUAAGACACCCCAGGUGCACCAGCCAAAGAAGGCUAAUAUUAAUAUUCCCCUGAAAGAUGCAAUUGAAGCAGCCAACACCAUCCAGUUAUUUGUGUUUGCAGGCUAUAACUGUGACUUGAUUCGGGUGGACAUAGCCUUUGGUAAGAAGGUGAGCCAGAGACAGGUUGAGGAGAAAAUAGAGCACAGGAACUUGAGGAAUAUGUCCGAGUACUACAAGACAUGUCUGGACGUUAUCAAGAGGAAACAUGCAGUUGAGGUCCAGAUUCAGGGGACCAUAAUCACCGUAUCUGGUUUCAAAGACUUUGUGAUGGGAGCUGUUUAUGAUGUUAAACUGCUUCUGGAGAAAAUCUCCAAUUCUGUACCAGAGCGGGAAAUCCUGAAUACUGUGCAGUGGUUGCGGCACGACCCGAUCUCCUCUGUCACUGCUCCUUAUUCUCCCGAAGCCACAGUGUUCAUUGAGAAUGCCUUUAGGAAGAAGCUGAAGAAGGUUGACGUCUUGCUAGACAAUCAGCCGCACACAAUCAACUUUUGAGAAGAUGCAAGAACACAACAUCGCUUCGGGGGAAAUCAGCGCAGAUCAGCAGGAAGUUGCUCGAAUUAGAUGAUUUAAGUGACAGUGUACCAGAAGAUGACUACUCCGUGCUAUCAAACUUCCCCGAAGCAACCAAAGUGGAUGAGGAAUCUGAUGAAUUCCAGAACGUGGUGAAGCAAUUCUACGAGACCAUUCAGGAAUAUCACAGCAAAAUCCGAAUCAUACAGGUUGAGAAGCUCA